Messenger RNA from Oryctolagus cuniculus (rabbit), 2524 nucleotides. The record is from RefSeq and is a predicted model, not a curated record. NCBI's taxonomy places the organism in Eukaryota, Metazoa, Chordata, Mammalia, Lagomorpha, Leporidae.
UCCCAGACACAGAGGUGACAGCAGGAGCUGGAGCAGCCAUCUUGGGCCACCAGAGGGAAGAGAGAGCCACAACAAAGGAGCCGGGGCCCCCAGCCCUUCAGAGCGGCCCCACCAGCCGCGGGUGCCUUUGCGUGGCUGCUCCGUGGGGACAGUCUGUUUCCAGGCACUGCAACUUGGGAUCUGCCAGGGAGAACUAGUCCCGACCUCAGCUGUCCCAUGGGAGACACUGGCAGGGGAGACCACACAGGGGAGCCUUGGGCCUCGCCCCUGGUGACCUGGGGACCUCUGGAAAGCCCUCAGGGAGGGGCCAGUGCUGGCCCAGAGCGAGCAGCCGAGCUGCUGCAGUGGAAUGCCUUUGGGAGCGAAUGAGAGAAUUAGCCUAAGCUCUGGAUUUGGGGCUUUGAUGGGCUUAAGACAGACUUUUAAUCACCCUGCACUCCCUGUGGUCCCUGUGAAUUUUAAUGGCCCUGGCCCGCGCGUGCGCACACACACACACACACACACACACAGCCCCCAGCAGGCGUCCCGACACCUGCCUCAUGGCCUUGGGUCAUGAGCCCUUUCCACCGGUUGUCUCAGUUGCACGAGGGGAAUUCUUUCUGCUUCUCCAUGCGGCUCUUCUGAGAUACAGACAGACCGAUGGAGGCUCAAAACAGGGGCCUUGGCCGCGCUGAGGGGCCCGGACCCCUACAGUGGUUUGCAAGUACACAGGUUUAAUAGGAGCGGGUCCAUGUUCCCCAGAGUCUCACAGAGGCGUGGCCCCUCCCCCACCCCGACGGUUCUGGAAACGCUGCAGGAGGUGCCAUCUGGGGUGGGGGAGGGUGAGAGGCCUCAGCGGCUGAGGUGGGAGAGAGCGCACCCUCCAGCCUCCUCCGGCUUGCUGCGGCGCUGGGCCCACCGGGUCAGCGCGUGGACCCAGGCAACCUGCCUCCCUCGCGCCCUCUUGACUCCCAGUAUCCAAGCUGGUUAACCAGUCGUUUCCAGGUGGGAAGGAGAUACCCCCGAGGCCGGCAGGGGCUCAGACCGCGCUCGGUACCACCGCGCGCCUCUGCCUCCCACAGGGUGCGAAUGCCUGCCGCAGGGCUGGGCCGCAGGGCUGGGCCACGGACACCGCAGGGCUGGGCCGCAGGGCUGGGCCACGGACACCGCAGGGCUGGGCCGCAGGGCUGGGCCGCCGCGGGCCGCAGGGCUGGGCCAGGGACACCGCAGGCGCUGAGCAAGGGGCUUCGGCGAGGCCGGGAUCGGGCCUCCUCCUCCGGCUGCCCGCGCUCUGCCUCAGUGCUGCCGCCGACGCCGGCCGUGUGCGGGCCAGGAGUUCGUAAGCCCGAAAGGUCAGAGAAACCCAUUCGAGACGCCUUUGGAAUAACGUAUUUGAGACCUUAAAAAAAAUAAAAGGUGUUAAAACAGAGUUGUUGUUUUCCAGCGCUUCAGUAAAGGUCGGAGAGUGACUGGAGAGGAGGCGAGCCCAGGACCCGGCCGGGUAUGAAAGAUGCCGCCGAGCUGCUGGGCCACCGGGAGGCAGUGAAGUGUAGGCUUGGCGUGGGGGGCUCCGACCCCGGGGGCCACCCUGGGGACCUGGCGCCCAGCUCCGACCCUGUCGAGGGAGCCACUCUGCUGCCCGGGGAAGACAUCACCACAGUGGGCUCUGCCCCGGCCUCGCUGGCGGUGAGCGCCAAAGACCCGGACAAGCAGCCGGGGCCCCAGGGCGGCCCGAACCCCAGCCAAGCCGGCCAGCAGCAGGGCCAGCAGAAGCAGAAGCGACACCGGACGCGUUUCACCCCCGCGCAGCUCAACGAGCUGGAGAGGAGCUUCGCCAAGACGCACUAUCCCGACAUCUUCAUGCGCGAGGAGCUGGCGCUGCGUAUCGGGCUGACUGAGUCCCGAGUGCAGGUCUGGUUCCAGAACCGGCGCGCCAAGUGGAAGAAGCGCAAGAAGACGACCAACGUGUUCCGCGCGCCCGGCACGCUGCUGCCCACGCCGGGCCUGCCGCAGUUCCCGUCGGCCGCCGCCGCCGCCGCGGCCGCCAUGGGCGACAGCCUGUGCUCCUUCCACGCCAACGACACGCGCUGGGCGGCGGCCGCCAUGCCGGGAGUGUCGCAGCUGCCGCUGCCGCCCGCGCUCGGCCGCCAGCAGGCCAUGGCGCAGUCGCUGUCGCAGUGCAGCCUGGCGGCGGGGCCGCCGCCCAACUCCAUGGGGCUGUCCAACAGCCUGGCGGGCUCCAACGGCGCGGGGCUGCAGUCGCACCUCUACCAGCCCGCCUUCCCCGGCAUGGUGCCCGCCUCCCUCCCCGGCCCCAGCAACGUCUCGGGCUCGCCCCAGCUCUGCAGCUCCCCGGACAGCAGCGACGUGUGGCGGGGCACGAGCAUCGCCUCCCUGCGCCGCAAGGCGCUCGAGCACACAGUCUCCAUGAGCUUCACCUAAAGCACCUGCGCCCGGGCCCCCGCCCCCCCGGAGCCCCUCGCCCGCCCCCGCCCCGCCCCGCCCCGCAGCCCCGCCCCGGCCGCGCCCGGCCCCUGCCCCGCCC